Fusarium poae is the source of this 1182-nucleotide messenger RNA. RefSeq lists its product as uncharacterized. The record is from RefSeq and is a predicted model, not a curated record. Bases 1 to 1182 code for a protein of 393 amino acids. The transcript is spliced from 2 exons. NCBI's taxonomy places the organism in Eukaryota, Fungi, Ascomycota, Sordariomycetes, Hypocreales, Nectriaceae.
AUGGACCGAUUGGCGAAUCAAGGUCAGAGCGAGGGUGCGGGCGUAGGAGAUCUUGCAAAGGAUAUGCAAGAUGCAUCAGCAUCAGCAUCGCCUGCAGCCAGCAGCACCCCCGGCGAUGGUUCCGGAAAUACAGGAAAAUCAGGCAGCGAAGGCAUGGGCGACUCUAACUCAGGCGACUCCGACUCAGACAGUGAUGCCGUUCAGUUCGACGCGCAACUUUUCAAAGAAGGUCCAGUAUUUAUAGUCGACAGCAGUCAGCGGUCCAGGGAGGUCGGAUUCGAAGCGGGCAAAAAAACUGUCCUCGAAAAGGUGGCAUGGCAGGUUGUCGUUGAUACCCGAGUUGAGACGUUGGGUUCUAGUAAUUUCAAAUCUUCAAAGGGAGAUUACAAUCAAUUCCUCGAUGUCACAAAUAAUAUGGUAUUGCUCAACUUCAUGGGUGACACCGCGAAGUUCUAUAACAAUACCAUGUAUGUUCAGAUUGAUUGGAGCAAGGACGGAUCAAAUGGCUAUACAAAAACACAACUCUUUACUGUUACCAACAGCACAGGCGCAUCUGCAUUUAAAGAACUCACGGACGAUCUCAAAGCGGAACAGGCAGGACAAGGACCAGCGGAAGUCACCUUGACAUCAGAUGCAUCGUCAACCUCUGGGAGCACCAAAGCCACCGGAACUAUUGAGCCUAGUGGCAAUGAUAGUUCUAGCAGCAGUGGUGGCGGUGGUGGUGGACUCUCAACUGGUGCAACUGCUGGGAUUGCAGUUGGUGCUGUUAUCGGUGGUCUUCUUCUCAUCGGUGCACUGGUAUGGUUUCUCCUUCGUCGACGUCGCCGUAACAAGCAGCCCAGUGAAGAGUACACCAUACAGCAAAGCUAUGCUGUGGAUAAGGAAAUCAGUGGACGUGCCAGUGACUCGCCCAACUCGCCUUACUCAGAUGAGAAUCACAUGCAACCUAUCGCCCUCGGAAACGUCGACCGUGAUCGUGGUGCCGCUCCUACUCCCCCACCGGGCCGUUCGUCUGUAGCGUCACACGAUCGUGGAGCCAAUAGUGGUGCUCAGACGCCUCAAGGCAUGUCUGCCAAUGUCGCUCACCUUGUUGAAGAUGGCAUGACGGCCGAUGAGAUCCGAAGACUGGAAGAGGAGGAACGACAAUUGGACGACGAGAUUGAGCGUGCAGCGAGACGAUAG